Panicum virgatum (switchgrass) is the source of this 942-nucleotide messenger RNA. RefSeq lists its product as uncharacterized. Lineage: Eukaryota; Viridiplantae; Streptophyta; Magnoliopsida; Poales; Poaceae. The transcript is spliced from 4 exons. Bases 166 to 669 code for a protein of 167 amino acids. The record is from RefSeq and is a predicted model, not a curated record.
GCCUCUAAUAUGAAGUGAAACCCCGAUUUCGCCGAACCGCUCCGCCGCCUCCGCAGUUCACACUCAUUUCCCGGCGGCCGCGCCGCCACCCCAUCGACCACCGGGAGCCCCCUUCUCCUCUGCGUCGUGGAGCCGCCCCUCCACGGCGGCGCAGUGCAGUUCCCAAUGGUGAUUCAGAGCCUUCGCAAAGUUUUCAGUGACCUCACCAAUUAUCAUGAGAUAAACCCUGCAAACAUGACACCUGAGGUGAAAAAGGCUGUUACAAAACAAAGAAUGAAGCGGUACAAAAUUAUCUGCUACUGUGGUACAGCGAUUAUGGUGGGGACUGAUAAAGCAGCUCUGCUCAACAGGGUCUAUCAAUACAACCAUACAGCUGCACAGAUAUGCACGAUAUACCUCACGAUCGCAUUGGUUUCGAUGCUACUAGGCAUUACAUCAUCAUCCUUUCCCGACUCCGCCCCUUGUGCAACGUUAGUUGCUUGGAAUGGCACUUUGCAAGUGUUUCUGUACCUGAAUGCGUACUUCCACUUAAGUAUUAUGGAGGUUUAUCCAGAGUUGCUACACCUAACAAUAUCGUUUAUGGUCACAUCCGUGCUUUUUGGCAUCUAUUGGUCUUUCUGUGCUCGAGAUCCCACGGUGCGUUUGGUGGACGCUGCACAUCAUGAGUAGGUUCCUCUACAUAGUCAAGUGCUGGAUCUGUAGGGUACAUGAAAUCCUGAAUCGUUAGGGUAUGCCUUCCAAAGUUCCAAGACUAGUUAGGUAAUCAAGAAAUGAUUUAAGUUCUGAAAUUUGGUAAAUGAGCUUGGGUGUACUCUUGUCGGGACUUGUUAUGCCAAAUGAUGAUGUGAUGGUAUGAGUUAUCUGGUUUUAUUCAUGAUUUAGUUGCCUACUGAUGACGAUUCCCUUGUGUGGCAAUGUGAAUCUAGUUAGAAAUAUUCUGCA